AAACGGGAGGUUGGGAAGCUUUGUCUUCAACCAGGGCGACAUUGUUCACUUACAACAGGAGAAAAUUUCCUUUUCGGAUCAAGUCUUGGCGGCGCCCCCUUCAGUACAAAGACAUCAGCUCACCCGACCACGAUUGCGGUUAAGAAGUCGAAGCUUCGGAGAUGACUGAAGCACUGCUGAGAGGGAGCAGUACUGCAGGGGCUGUGGUUACCACGCUGGCUGCCAUGACUUUGGGCGUCGCUCUUGCUGCAUCCCCGGUAGGAAGCCAGGCGCUCAACGAAGAGCAGCACUGCAUCUACGAUGAGCUCGAUCCGAACCAUCUGCCUCGGGGUCAGCCUGAUGUUUGAAAGAAAGUCUUCUUCCGUGGCACUCCGCGAUGCUGUUGUUGUUCGGUUGUUGGCGCGGAGGCGGUUGUGUUGUUGUGGCGAAGGGGGGGAACUCGAAGUGCGCGCCCCUUCAAAACAGGAUUUCGCGCAGGCCCCCCACCACAGCGUACAAGCAGCAAUAAGAAAGAGAGCGGCGAUGACUUACUCACAGAUGCUCUUGAAGCUCUUGUUUGAACGUUGCUCCUCCGAUUUUUCAGAGAUUGCGAAGGAGACUCGCCGCCGAGCAGCUGUUCUGAAAGGACGCAAUGGGGCGCGGAUCAUUCGAGAAUAUCUGCAGAACGUCAACCUCCCUUCCCCGUCGAUAAUCGCCGGUCGGCACGGGCUUUGGGGAUGCUGGAGCAUCUACCGCCAUCAUCGGUGGCAAGGGGCCUGCGAGAGCGAGGGAGCACUUACCGAAUCUCGACACGAAACGGGACCAUGCCGGGGGCAUAUGACCAGCGCUCGCUUGAGGACGUUAUGCAAUGUGAGCUGCCUCUCCUCUAGCUCUGCUCAGCUCCGGGGCUGGUGUUAGUGAAGCCGGAGGUGGAGGGAUUCCUCAUGGAGGACGCGAGCGGAGAGGGAGGCAAAACUUACCAGAGCUCGAAGACACAAUGCGAUGGACGAUCGCCGCGUGUUCGAGGACGUCCUGCGCUGUCAAGUCCUUGAAAGCAACACCCCGUCACCAAGAGUGUUGGGAUGUGCCGCUUCCACUGGUUUGGUGACGCGAAGGGACGUGAGCUCACCCGGC
Messenger RNA from Westerdykella ornata, 1113 nucleotides. RefSeq lists its product as uncharacterized. NCBI's taxonomy places the organism in Eukaryota, Fungi, Ascomycota, Dothideomycetes, Pleosporales, Sporormiaceae. The transcript has 2 exons. The record is from RefSeq and is a predicted model, not a curated record. Bases 301 to 897 code for a protein of 198 amino acids.